AUGUUGAUUGUGGUGACUUUCGAUAUGAUGACCAUUUCAUCUUCAUUAACCGCCAAUGAUUCUCAGGCUUUGUUUAUAAUGCUCAAGAAUAGAAAAACAGCCAUACUCAUCUUCUUAGCAGGACUUGUACUAAUAGUAAUAAUUAUCUCAAAAAAGUUAACUUUUGAAUAUUCGAAUUUUACUGCAGCAUUUAUUCAAGAAUACCGAGAUGAUUUAUUCCCUUAUCAUCACGCGGUUGGACAAUUGCAAUGGUUGACAGAAUAUUCCAAUAAAUCUGAUGAUCUCUCAGUAGGUAGAACACCUUCCAUCUACUACGAUCGAAAGAUAAUCUAUCAUGUAACAAGUCCUGAUGGAUGCAGAUACAAAUGUAACUUUCCUCGAAAUCUAGGAAAUUUGAGAAAAGGAGAUGCUGCAGUAUUCUCAACCCACUUUCCUGUGAAGAAAGCAAAUAUACUCAAAGCAAGAGGUGUAAUUAUUGUCUUCGAGAGUGGGGAAAGUCCGAUCUUCAUGCCUCACUUAAGCUCUGAGGAAUUAAAUCAAGUUGACAUAUUUGUUACAUACAUGUCAACAUCACCUGUUCCUUGGAUAUAUCCCAUGUUUGUCAGAAACACAUAUCCCACAUUAAAGUUCACCAAAGAACAUGUCUCACAAAUGAUUUCAGAAAAUAACACACAAUUGUUGCCGCCUUAUCAUAAGAAUCGAACUAAAUUGGUUGCCUGGGUUGUUUCAAAUAGCCAUCCAUCAAAUAAUCGUAUUCAAUAUGCAGAUGCCCUUGCACAAUUUGUACCGAUUGAUAUUUAUGGAAGAAAUAGAAAAUUGACGUUGCCAGAUAUGGAAAAUCCAUUUGAAUGGCUUUCCAGAAAUUAUAAAUUCUAUCUCUCAUUUGAAAACUCCAAUUGCAGACAAUACAUUACAGAAAAAGUUCAAAGAAAUGCCUUAAGCAAUGGGAUGGUACCAAUCGUUUUGGGUGCCUACAAAGAGGACUACGAGAAUGUUCUUCCACCUCAUUCCUACAUCAACGUGGAUGACUUUGACUCUAUUCAGGAACUUGCUGAGUACCUUCAGUUCUUGGACAAGAAUGACACUGCUUACGCACAAUAUUUUGCUUGGACUAAACAUGGUCGAAUUAUCGUAAAUUCUGAUUCAGAUAAGAUGUUUAUUUGA
Rodentolepis nana is the source of this 1164-nucleotide messenger RNA. NCBI's taxonomy places the organism in Eukaryota, Metazoa, Platyhelminthes, Cestoda, Cyclophyllidea, Hymenolepididae. The record is from the annotation of a GenBank genome assembly.